AUGCAGAAGCCAUGGAGUUGAGUUGCAGCGAAGUGCCUCUUUAUGGGCAGAUGACGGUCUAUGCCAAGUUUGGCAAAAACGUUUAUCUUCCUGAAGAUGCCGAGUUCUAUUUUAUUUAUGAUGGAUCUCAUCAGAGGCAUGUUGUGAUUGCCGAGCGAGUUGAGGAUAACGUCCUUCAGUCCAGCAUUCCAGGCCACCAGCUUCAGGAGACAGUGAUGGUGUCUGUAUGCCUCUGCUCAGAAGGUUACUCUCCAGUGACCAUGGACUCUGGCUCCGUGACCUACGUGGACAACAUGGCCUGCAGGCUGGCUCGUUUGCUGGUUACCCAGGCGGACCGCCUCACAGCCUGUAGCCACCAGACCUUGCUCACCCCGUUUGCCCUGUCUGUGGGAGCACUGCCUGUGCUGGAUGAGGAGCUUGUGCUGGCUCUGACCCAAAUGGAGCUACCUCGGGGGUGGACUGUCUUGGGAAAUUCUUCACUAGAAGUGUCUCUACCCAGAGAGACUCUUCUACACCUAGCUGUGAGAUGGGGCCUGACCAAGCUUUCCCGCUUCCUCUUGUGCCUUCCUGGGGGAGUACAAGCCUUGGCUUUACCCAAUGAAGAAGGUGCCACACCAUUAGACUUAGCUUCACAUGGUGGACAUUCCAUACUGGUGGAAGACAUCACAAAUUUUCAGGGCAAGUGUUCCCCAGGCUUCUCCCGGAUGUGGCUCAGUGAAGACGCCUCCCUGCAGUUCAUCCACUCAUCACAAAUGCUCACUCUCACCCUGAACCACACAGCCGAGCAUUUGCUGGAGGCAGAUAUUAAGCUCUUCCGGAAAUACUUUUGGGACAGAGGCUCUCUUGUCAAGGCUCUUGAGCAAGAAUCCCAGCCAGAGGAACCACCAACUAUGCCCUCUGGAGCUGCAGAAACUGAAGAAGAUCGUUCUUUCAGCGUCCACAAAAAAUCCAAGAAUGCUUCGACAUUCCUUGCUGCUGGCCGGCUUUCUGACAUGCUCAAUGGUGGUGAUGAAGUCUACGCUAACUGUAUGGCAAUAGAUCAGGUUGGCGAUUUGGAUAUCAACUAUAUUAAUAUAGGGGGAAUUUCUGCUCAUACAAGCCCUGAACCCCUGGAGUCUACUGUGGGAACUCAAAAUUGCAAGCACAUCCUUAUCCCUGACUCUGGCCCCGGUGUGUGUCCACGGGGUGAGAACAGGGAAACAAUGGCAAGCAAGGAAGCCUGGAAGGCCUCCAUGUCUUCGUCUGGCUCACAUACUCCCAACUUGAAUCUGGCUUUUGGGCUGCAUGGAUUUGAAGAACAAAGCCAUCUAAAGAAAAGAAGUUCCAGCCUGGAUGCCCUGGUUGCUGACAGCGAGGGGGAAGUGUGUCCUGAGCAGCCUCACCUGUGCCAUGCUCCAGUGUCUCAGAGUUCCUCAGGAACUAGGGUUCCUAGCGGAGAUGAACUGGAUUCUUUUGAACCAGAUCUUAAUAUCUCCAGAACUGAAUCCCUCUCUCUUUCAAGUAAUCUACAGUCAAAGGAAUCACUGCUUUCUGGAAUCCGUUCGAGAUCUUAUUCCUGCUCAUCUCCCAAAAUUUCUUUAGGAAAAACUCGACUGGUGCGGGAUCUUACAGUGUGCAAUUCCAGUGAAGAGCAAAGAGUUUAUAGUGUACCAGAGCCACCAGGAGGGAAAAGAAUUCAGGAAGAAGAAUGGGACAAAUACAUCAUCCCUGCCAAAUCAGAGUCUGAAAAGUACAAAGUGAGCCGAACUUUCAGCUUCCUCAUGAAUAGGAUGACUAGCCCUCGGAAUAAAUCUAAGAUGAAGAACAAGGAUACCAAAGACAAAGAGAAAAUGAAUCGACAUCAGUUUGUCCCUGGAACGUUUUCUGGUGUUCAGCAGUGUUCGGCUUGUGAUAAAACACUCCUGGGGAAAGAGUCAUUCCAGUGUUCCAACUGUAAUGCAAAUGUGCACAAGGCCUGUAAAGACACCGUACUGCCCUGCACCAAGAAAUUGCAAGACAAAUAUAGCAAGAACAAGUCUCAGACCAUCCUUGGAACUUCUUCAGUUAGAGAUAUCCCGCAACCUGGAACCCCCUUGCACCCGUCAUCCUCCAUGCCUAUUGGGCUGCCAGCAGGAAGGAAGGAAACCACGGGGCAGGUUCACCCGCUGUCCAGAAGUGUUCCCAGCACCACCCUGGAAAGCUUCAGGAGGUCAGUGACAUCUCUGGAGUCUGAAGGUGACGGCAGCGGCUGGCGAAGCAGGUCUCACUCCGAUGAGCUGUUCCAGUCAGUGGGUUCUUCUCCCUCCACGGACUCCUUCAUGAUGGAAGAUGUUGUGGAUUCUUCACUGUGGAGUGACCUGAGCAGUGACACCCAGGACUUUGAGGCAGAAUCUUGGAGCCUCGUGGUGGAUCCUUCAUUUUGCAGUCGGCAGGAGAAGGAUGUCAUCAAAAGGCAGGAUGUCAUUUUUGAACUAAUGCAGACAGAAAUGCAUCAUAUCCAGACCCUGUUCAUCAUGUCUGAGAUCUUCAGGAAAGGCAUGAAGGAGGAACUGCAGCUGGACCACAGCACUGUGGACAAGAUCUUCCCCUGCUUAGAUGAGUUGCUUGAGAUCCAUAGGCAUUUCUUCUUCAGUAUGAAGGAGCGCAAGCAGGAAUCAUGUGUUGGCAAUGACAGGAAUUUUGUGAUCAAUCGAAUCGGAGACAUUCUAGUACAACAGUUUUCAGAAGAAAAUGCAAAUAAAAUGAAGAAGAUAUAUGGAGAAUUCUGUAGCCAUCACAAGGAAGCUGUUAGUCUCUUUAAAGAACUCCAACAGAAUAAAAAGUUUCAGAAUUUUAUUAAGCUCCGAAAUAGCAAUCUUUUGGCUCGACGGCGAGGAAUUCCAGAAUGCAUCCUCCUGGUUACUCAGCGCAUUACAAAAUACCCUGUGUUGGUGGAAAGGAUUUUGCAGUACACCAAGGAAAGGACCGAAGAACAUAAAGACUUAUGUAAAGCUCUUGGCUUAAUUAAAGACAUGAUAGCAGCCGUGGAUCUAAAGGUUGACGAAUAUGAGACAAAUCAAAAAUGGCUUGAAAUCCUCAAUAAAAUCGAAAACAAAACCUACACGAAGCUCAAAAAUGGCCAUGUGUUUAGAAAGCAGACCUUGAUAAGUAAAGAAAGGACUCUGUUAUAUGAUGGUCUUGUUUACUGGAAAACAGCUACAGGUCGCUUUAAAGAUAUCCUGGCUCUCCUUCUAACUGAUGUGCUACUCUUUUUACAAGAAAAAGACCAAAAAUACAUCUUUGCAGCUGUGGACCAGAAGCCCUCCGUCAUUUCCCUUCAGAAGCUUAUUGCGAGAGAAGUUGCAAAUGAGGAGAGAGGGAUGUUUCUGAUCAGUGCUUCCUCAGCUGGCCCGGAGAUGUAUGAAAUCCACACCAAUUCCAAGGAGGAACGGAACAACUGGAUGAGGCGGAUCCAGCAGGCAGUAGAAAGCUGUCCAGAGGAAGAUGGGGGACGGACAAGUGAAUCUGAUGAAGAGAGACGGAAAGCUGAAGCCAGACUGGCCAAAAUUCAGCAAUGCCAAGAAAUACUCAGUAACCAAGACCAACAGAUUUGCACAUGCUUGGAGGAGAAGCUGCAUAUCUAUGCUGAGCUGGGGGAGCUGAGUGGCUAUGAAGACGUCCACCUGGAGCCGCAUCUCCUCAUUAAACCCGAUCCCGGGGAGCUCCCCCAGGCAGCCUCCUUACUGGCAGCAGCACUGAAAGAAGCGGAGAGUCUGCAAGUUGCUGUGAAGGCCUCGCAGGAGCAUGGGAGUCAGUCAUCCGAGGAAGCCUGUGGGGAACCGCUCUCCACAGCCACACCUGGUUCUCAAGAUGUUCCAGGCCUGCCUACUGCUCCACUAGUCACAGAAGGGACAGAAGAAAGAGGCUGUUGGGAUCUGGAUCCCGGGAUCCAGGGUGUGGUAACAGACUUGGCCGUCUCUGAUGCAGGGGAGAAGGAGGAAGAGAGAAGUUUCCCAGGGUCCUCACAGUCAGAGAUUAUACAAGCCAUUCAGAAUUUAACUCGUCUCUUAUACAGCCUUCAGGCUGCCUUGACCAUCCAGGACAGCCACAUCGAGAUCCACAAGUUGGUUCUGCGGGAGCAGGAGAGCCUGGCCCCUGGCCACCUGUUCCGAGGUGGUUCCCUGCAGGACCAGGAGAAAUCUCGCAACCUGGAGAAGCAGCGCGAAGAGCUGGCCAACUUCUACACGCUGCAAGGGCAGUUCCAGCAGGAGCAGCGGCGCUGGCACCGCACCUGUGACCAGCAGCAGCGGGAGCAGGAGGCCAAGGAGAGCUGGCUGCAGGAGCGGGAACGGGAAUGCCAGUCCCAGGAGGAGCUGCUGCAGAGGAGCCGCGGAGAGCUGGACCAUCAGCUGCAGGAGUACCAGCAGAGCCUGGAGCAGCUGCGCCAGGGCCAGCGGCUGGUGGAGCGGGAGCGGGAGCGGAUGCGCAUCCAGCAUGGCCUGCUGGGCCACUGCAAGCACAGCCGGCAGAGAAGCCUUCCAGCGGCCUUCCCUCUGGGAAGCAAGGAGGUAGUGGACCUUAAUCGAUCUGAGAGUUUGUGUCAUGAAAGUUCAUUCUUCAUCAAUGAAGCUUUAGUGCAAGUGUCACUUAACAGUUUGAAUAAACCGAAUCCAUCAGGUGUCCAUGAGGAUGCCACUCACCCCUUCAGUAAACUUCAUUCUGAUUUGGCAAGGACUAGUGACAAUCAAGUAGACCUGAAGACAGACGUUUCUCAGCUUUCAGAUGUCAACCAUAUAUUGUGGACAGCCGCUGGACCCUGUCACCAGAUACUUCCUCUCCAAGAAAGCAACAAGGAUUCCUAUAGCAAUGAUUUGAACACCUCGCAGAGUGAAUCUCCAAUCCCUCUGGACUCAUAUUCCCACAGUCCUCAGCCACAGACAUUUCUAGCAGAAGCCAAGCUCAGUCUACAGAAGGUGGCCAGACAAGAUGGAGAAACUGGAGAUGUCAUGGAAGAAAAUAUUGUUUACCUCUGAUUAUGUUGUCAUCAUUUUUCCAAACAAACAAAAACACUGGCACUUUGAGGAGAACUCCCCCUCCACUCCUAUUGUGUGUGUGAUUGUGCCCAAAUUGCUUUAAGGAUACUAUUUAAUGUUUCAUGCAAAUUCAUUUUUAGCAUGAAUCUAAUAAUUAAAUUAUUGAAAACA
Dipodomys spectabilis (banner-tailed kangaroo rat) is the source of this 5162-nucleotide messenger RNA. It is a transcript of the gene Arhgef28, whose product is annotated as Rho guanine nucleotide exchange factor 28. Lineage: Eukaryota; Metazoa; Chordata; Mammalia; Rodentia; Heteromyidae. The coding region runs from base 12 to 4991 and encodes 1659 amino acids. The transcript is spliced from 33 exons. Gene Ontology annotation, molecular function: guanyl-nucleotide exchange factor activity. The record is from RefSeq and is a predicted model, not a curated record. Gene Ontology annotation, biological process: cell morphogenesis; regulation of Rho protein signal transduction.